CCUCAGUAAUCAUGUCAAAAGUUCUGAUAUUCUUGGCUUUCUUCUGCUUGUGCCUGAUGCUAAUUCAAGCUCAGCCAAAUGAGAACAGAAGGAUCUGCGAGAAGCUGACCCGUGACUGCGUUGCGUGUCAGCGUAGAAGAGGACCUGACGACGAUGUGACUAAUAUCUUCAAUGCCAAUUGUCGCAGAAACAAUCGCCGAUGGAAGAAUAUUACACGCUGCGAGCUAGACCGUGCCACCUGUGAGCUAACUCUGAUUUCCUGCAGAGCUGUGACCUGUGAAAAUGUGCGUCGUAUACUAGACUAACGGAUGCAAUUAGAGAGAAGAUGUGCAAAUGA
Messenger RNA from Drosophila navojoa, 337 nucleotides. RefSeq names its product Ecdysone-induced gene 71Eb. Lineage: Eukaryota; Metazoa; Arthropoda; Insecta; Diptera; Drosophilidae. The record is from RefSeq and is a predicted model, not a curated record.